Molecule: messenger RNA, 2925 nt
Organism: Camarhynchus parvulus
Lineage: Eukaryota; Metazoa; Chordata; Aves; Passeriformes; Thraupidae
Gene: OSBPL9
Product: oxysterol binding protein like 9
Exons: 24
Coding region: 88-2295 (735 amino acids)
Cellular component (GO): membrane; intracellular membrane-bounded organelle; cytosol
Molecular function (GO): sterol binding
Source: RefSeq, a predicted model, not a curated record
CCCUCCCCGCCCGGCGGCGGCCGAGUCUCUCCCCCGCUCCCCUCACCGAACGCGCGGCGUGCGCGGCGGUGCCGGUCCGGUGCUAAGAUGGCGUCUAUCAUGGAGGGCCCGCUGAGCAAAUGGACCAAUGUGAUGAAGGGCUGGCAGUACCGCUGGUUCGUGCUGGACUACAACGCGGGGCUGCUCUCCUACUACACGUCAAAAGACAAAAUGAUGAGAGGCUCACGCCGAGGGUGUGUUAGACUCAGGGGAGCUGUGAUUGGUAUAGACGAUGAGGACGACAGCACCUUCACAAUAACUGUUGAUCAGAAAACCUUCCAUUUUCAGGCUCGAGAUGCAGAUGAGAGGGAGAAGUGGAUCCACGCUUUAGAGGACACCAUCCUCCGCCAUACCCUCCAACUUCAGGGUGUGGAUUCAGGAUUUGUUCCCAGCGUUCAUGAUUUUGACAAGAAACUUACUGAGGCUGAUGCUUACUUACAGAUCUUGAUAGACCAGUUGAAGCUCUUUGAUGAAAAACUCCAGAACUGCAAAGAUGAUGAACAGAGAAAAAAAAUUGAAGGUCUCAAAGAAACAACCAGUAGCAUGGUAGAAUCAAUAAAACACUGCAUUGUGUUGCUACAGAUUGCUAAAGACCAAAAUAAUGAGGAGAAGCACGCAAAUGGACUUAUAAGCACCAUCAACCCCGUGGACGCCGUGUAUCAGCCCAGCCCCUUGGAGCCUUCAGGGAUCAGCACCAUGCCCUCCCAGGCUGUCACACUGCCAGAACCUGCUCAGCUGUGCAAGUCAGAGCAGAGACCCUCCUCUUUGCCAGUGGGACCUGUGGUAGCAUCGCUCGGGAACCAGACUCCAACACCAAACAGUACAGGGAGUGGGCAGUCAGCACCUAGCAGCAGUCUCACCUCUCCAAGCCAUGUCAACCUGUCUCCAAAUACAGUCCCAGAUUUUUCUUACUCAAGCAGUGAGGAUGAGUUCUAUGAUGCUGAUGAGUUCUACCAGAGCAGUUCUUCCCCAAAGCGAUGCAUGGAUUCUUCAGGGUCUGCUGCAGUCCUGACUCGGAGCAGCACAGGGAGCAGCCUGAAACGUCCAGAUACCACAGAGUCCCUCAAUUCUUCCAUGUCUAAUGGCACAAAUGAUGCUGAUCUCUUUGAUCCUCCCGACGAUCGAGAAGAUGAUGGGGAAGGAGAGUCGGUGGAGGAGCACAAAAGUGUUAUCAUGCAUCUCUUGUCACAAGUGAGAUUAGGCAUGGACCUCACCAAGGUGGUUCUCCCAACGUUUAUCCUGGAAAGAAGGUCGCUGUUGGAAAUGUAUGCUGACUUCUUUGCACACCCGGACUUGUUUGUCAGCAUUAGUGACCAGAAGGAUCCCAAGGAGAGGAUGGUGCAGGUGGUUAAGUGGUACCUCUCAGCUUUCCAUGCAGGAAGGAAAGGCUCAGUUGCUAAGAAGCCUUACAAUCCCAUUCUGGGGGAGAUCUUCCGCUGCCACUGGGUGUUGCCUGGCACUGAGGAUGACAUGGAGCCAGUCUCUGAAGGACCAGUCCCCUGGGUCAGCAAAAGCAACGUCACCUUUGUGGCAGAGCAGGUCUCUCACCAUCCUCCAAUUUCAGCAUUUUAUGCAGAGUGUUUUAGCAAGAGGAUACAGUUCAAUGCUCACAUAUGGACCAAGUCCAAAUUCCUAGGAAUGUCUAUUGGGGUUCAUAACAUAGGGCAAGGGUGUGUUACAUGCCUAGAUCAUGAUGAACACUAUAUUUUGACUUUUCCUAAUGGCUAUGGAAGGUCUAUUCUCACUGUGCCAUGGAUAGAGCUUGGGGGGGAGUGCAGCAUCAAUUGCUCAAAGACAGGUUACAAUGCUUCCAUUGUCUUCCACACAAAACCAUUUUAUGGAGGAAAGAAGCACAGAAUUACAGCUGAAAUUUUUUCUCCAAAUGACAAGAAACCCUUCUGCUCCAUUGAAGGAGAAUGGAAUGGGGUCAUGUAUGCAAAGUACUCCACAGGGGAGAAUGCUGUCUUUAUAGAUACCAAGAAAAUGCCUACAAUAAAGAAGAAGGUAAGGAAAUUGGAGGACCAAGACGACUUUGAGUCUCGCUGCCUAUGGAAGGAUGUCACCUACAACCUGAAGAUCAGAGACAUCGACGCAGCCACGGCGGCCAAGCACGCGCUUGAGGAGCGGCAGAGAGCCGAGGCCAGGGCCAGGAAGGAGAACGAGACCUCCUGGGAAACGAGGUUAUUCCACGAGGACGGGGAGUGCUGGGUGUACGACGAGCCGCUGCUGAAGCGCCUCGCUGCCAGCAAGCACUGAGGGGGUGAGGCCUGGCCUGGCCUGGCCUGGGCAGGGCUGGGCUGGCAGCUGAGCCCACGCCCGAGCCUGGGCAGGGCAGCUGAGCCCACACCCGAGCCUGGGCAGGGCAGGGCAGGGCCGGCAGCUGAGCCACACCUGCAGCGAUGAUCCCAGGCCCAGCCCCGGCCCCCCUGCAGCUGCAGCGGUUCCUUUCUCAGGGAUACUGGACUUACUGAGACAGACAAAGCAAUUCACGAGAGGCUGAGCAGCUCCGGGCAGGGACUGGCUCUGGUGGCAGUGCCCAGCUCAGGCCCUGGGGCACAGACACUGUGUAACCACUGUGAAGGCCACGGUGCUGGGAGCAGUUGCAUCAUAAUCCUGGGUCCUACAUAUUUAAAAAGCAAGGAACAAAAUGCAAGGUGUCAUUUAAAUCUCGCUGAUGUUUGCAACGUGUAAAUAUGAGGAUUCCUCUGAUGGGACAAUUUGUUAGAAAAUGCUACAUCAAUGUUAUCUUCCACCUGUAUGAUAAUCAAAUCUUUUGGCAUUUCAGUGUCUUGCCCAAAAUAACUGUUAUUUUGAGAUUGAAAUGUAACCAUAGAUAAUUCUACCCAAUGCAUCUUAAAGCUUCAUAAAAUAGAUUUUUCAAACUUC